This is a messenger RNA of Triplophysa dalaica, 2523 nucleotides long. RefSeq names its product nucleophosmin 1b (gene npm1b). Gene Ontology annotation, molecular function: RNA binding; chromatin binding; histone binding. NCBI's taxonomy places the organism in Eukaryota, Metazoa, Chordata, Actinopteri, Cypriniformes, Nemacheilidae. The transcript is spliced from 11 exons. Gene Ontology annotation, cellular component: nucleolus; cytoplasm; centrosome. Gene Ontology annotation, biological process: ribosomal large subunit export from nucleus; ribosomal small subunit export from nucleus; regulation of centrosome duplication. The record is from RefSeq and is a predicted model, not a curated record. The coding region runs from base 34 to 936 and encodes 300 amino acids.
AGGCUUGCAGAACCAUCUGACUGUGGCGCAAAAAUGGAGGAUAACAUUAAAGACCUCAGCCGACCUCAGAUGUAUUUAUUUGGUUGCUCGUUGAAAGGAGAUAAAAAAGAGCACAGAGUUGAGGUGGAUGAUGAUGAGGCUGAACAUCAGCUGUCACUCAAAUCGGUAUGUUUGGGUGCAGAAGCUGAGGACAAAUUUCACAUCGUGGAAAUGGAGGGAUUGACUUACGAUGGCAAGACAACUAAAAUUACUCUUGCUGUACUGAAACCGUCUGUUCUGCCUUGUUUGAGUCUUGGAGGGUUCGAGGUCACGCCUCCUGUGUCUUUCCGCCUGCAGUCAGGAGCGGGGCCGGUCCACAUCAGCGGUCAACACUUCGUCAGCACAAAGGAAUCGGAUGAUGAGGACGAGGAGGAAGAAAAUAACACAUCACCAGUGAAGAGACCGUCCAACAUGACCCUCAUGAAAGUGCCACAGAAGAAGAAGCUGAAAAUGGACUCUGAUGAAGAUGAAGACUCGGACGAGGAGAGUGAGGAAGGCGAAGAUGAUGAAGAUGAGGAAGAUGAUGACGACGAGGACAAUGAGAAAGAAAAGGCAGCGGAAAAGACCCCCGUCAAAACGCCUCAAAAAUCCACAGAGAAGAAGAGUCCAAAUAAACAGAACGGCUCACCAAACAGGAAAGCAGCAAAAUCAGGAAAAUCUCAAGAUCAGACACCCCAGAAGGCAAAAGACAAGUCUGCAGCAGGGCCUUCUGGGAAAUCUCCAACAACCCUGAAUCUGAGCGAGGUGAAAAGCAAACUAGCAUCUGCAGCUAAAGAGGGGAGGCCGCUUCCAAAAACGGAACAGAAGUUCGAGAACUACGCUAAAAGCUCGUUCAAGAUCACAGAUAAACAAGUGAUCAAAGACCUUUGGAACUUUGUGCAAUCACUGAAAAAGUAAUGGCCGCUGUGUGCAGAAGUCUGAGGUCGGCCGGUCGACUGCUUCAGUUGUGAUCCUGCACCCGUCCCAUCUGAAAAUCAUCCGCCCGCUCCGCUCUGAUGCUCUCGCUGCAGAGCUUAUGGAGAUUUCAUGGUUCAAGUUUUAUCUUUGUUCCGUUUUAACAGUGAACGCAGAUUUAUUUCUGUUUCUUUUAGAAGAACAUUAUUGAAAUGUUUUUGUAAGGAUUAACGUUUUAAAGUCACGUUUAAGGGUGAAUCUCACAGACGUUGUCCACAUCUUUUGCUUUAUCUCUAAUUAAAAGAAAGAAGAGUAGUUAAGCUUAAAAACUUAGUAAAACUUUUGUUUUAUAAGAUGUCAAGUGUUGUAUAAAUAUAUAAGGGUAUAUUUGUCAAUUUAUGUCAAAUUUGAACUAAUGUAAUAAAAAUAUCCAAAACAUUUCAGUAAUUUUAGAGGGAAAUUACGCUUCAUUAUGAUGAAAAUUAUGUCACGAAUGCAAAAAAAUCAAUGGUCUUGAAUUUAUGAUUUGCGAAUUGUGACUUUUUGUGAGAUUCACCUUUAAAUACUUAAAACAAUAAAAAAGUAACUUAAAUAAUUAAGUUUAUUAUGCUUUGUUUGGGGGUCCCUUUCAAUACGCGCAACGCUUGAAAUGUUCUCGUGUAUGUGUGUAAAAAGAAAAACACACAUCCCGCCCAAAACUGACCUCUUUUACAUUUUAAACCGCAGAAAUCACUUUCUAUGAUUAUACAAAAAUCUGAAUACUUCCCUUGCUUUAUGCGUAAAGCUGACAUUAAUGAAGUUUAAUGCUAAAGAUCCAUCCAAUUACAAGAAUUCUGAGUUCCUCCAGCAUUCGGUGUAGUCCUCUGGUUUCUGCCAUGCUACGAUCCAUAUGGCCUUUAUCAUAAACAAACUGUAAGCUUGAAUGCAUUUAAGCUUUGCCCUCAUCUUAAGUGCUAUAGACGCUCACAUAAACGUUUGCUCGAGAGCCUCAGAAGUUUAUACCUCGAUUGUUAGUCCUUAAGGUCCAUAAAUGACAACAAAACAGUUUAGUUUAUAGAAUGAAGCUAACGUUUUAGUGGUUUUAUUUUCGUACAAAGCAGUUUUAUUAUGUUAGUGUUUACCCCUGUGUAGUUUAUUUUCGUGAGCUGUCUGUCCUCAAGCAGUUUUUUCGUUGACGCAUGUUGUGUUCCUUUAAUACAAGUAAAGUUCGUACAGAUGUGAUUUUUACACCUCGUCUGUGCUGCACGCGAGCGUCACGUCGCAACAAAACUAGAUCAACCUUACUAUCAUCAACACUGCAAAUGCACAGUUUUACAUACAGUGUAGUUCACUGUGUAUUAAAGGAACAUUUUAGUUUUGUUGCAUCGUGGCACUCUUAUGCAGUCCAGAUGAGGUGUCUUGCUUCAGAUGGAAAUGGAGAUAAAUCAGGUUUAGUUCAAUUAUCAAGGAAUAUACUGUCUAACCAGAUUUUUUGUUGUAUUCUGUAUCAUUGUGAAGUUGAUUGUACUUUGUAAACAAACCAAGUACACAAGCAACUGGGUUUAGUGAUUCUCUGAAAAGUAAUAAAUUGUUCUUUCUUUGUUUUCUUAA